Molecule: messenger RNA, 3155 nt
Organism: Dreissena polymorpha
Lineage: Eukaryota; Metazoa; Mollusca; Bivalvia; Myida; Dreissenidae
Exons: 3
Coding region: 431-1438 (335 amino acids)
Biological process (GO): adenylate cyclase-activating G protein-coupled receptor signaling pathway
Cellular component (GO): plasma membrane
Molecular function (GO): G protein-coupled receptor activity
Source: RefSeq, a predicted model, not a curated record
AUAGCUUGAAUUCUGGACUUCGCUUCAUUGAAAAUGUUUGUAUUCUCAAUGACUGAAAGUUCAAUUUCAGGUUGUAUGAUUUCCAGUCAUUUAAACAUUGACUGAAAUGAUUGAUUAUGUACUAAAUAUAACAUUUACAGUUCGUGGAAAAUAAGUAUCCAGAUGUGAAAUAUUUAUCAAAGCGAAUCACUUCAAUUUCAUAAACGAAUACGUUUAAUAUGGCAAAACCCAUAAUGGAAACCUCACGUGACAACUCAAAAAUGUAGGUUCGGAUAUAUAUACUCCGUGACGAUGUUUUCAAAUCGUUGUUUUAAGAUAAUUCUCUUCAAACGUUGGAAAUAGGUUUUUAAAACGUAAAGUAAGUUUGAGAUGUCAUAUAUUCCCAUACGCAGUUGUUUCUUAUAAUAUUUUCGUGUACAAAACAUUAAACAUGAACGGCACGGAAGUUCAACCUCGUGACGGCUAUGAUAUUGAACUAUAUGGAAUAUCUAACGGUUCAUUCUACGGCAUCCACAUUCCAGCAAUACUAUGCAUCGUAACGAGCUUCACGUGUGCCGUGGCAACUCUUGUGCUUUCCUUCAAAAGCAAUAGUUACCGGACAUUUUUCACAAGCUGGUCCAAGGGUAAUAGAUUUGUAGUCUACUUGGCGAUAUGUGAUGGGCUGUUCAAUAUUGCCCACUUUACGGACCACAUGCACAUUGUGAUCGCAAGAAGUCACGUUUAUCCAAGAGGUCUGUGUGAAUUUUACGCCUUUACAUUGGCCGUAUUUAUCACAGCACAGAACCUUUUGGUGAACAUCGUUGCAAUAAAUGCUUUUUUAUUAGUGAGAUCAGACAAAAAUAUAUAUUUCGGUACGACUGACUGGCGGCUCCUACUUUGGAUAUUUGGCGCUCCGUUUGUCGGGGCGAUCAUAGCCGCAGGCCUUGGGACGUUUGGACCAAACGGAACAUUCUGUUACUUCGAUAAAGUGAAAGGAAGAAUUACUCAGAUAUGGUUCACCACUGUGCCAAUACUGGUUAUCUUUGUGGUGAACGCAGUCCUCUACUUUCUGACUUGGCUCAAAAUACACCGGCAGACGUCAAAUAUCAACAAAACAUCUGGCAAGAUGUCAACCACGCGGACGACUAGUAUCCGCUCUGCUCAAGCCAUGUCGCUGUUUGUGGUGGCAUUCUUCAUUCAGUGGACGGCCAUGGGCGUCUUCGGUCUGUGGGGCCUGUUCGUGGCGGAGGUUCCACAACCCAUUCAUCACUUUGUUGUCAUACUGUCGAAUACAGGAGGUACCCUUAAUCUCGUCGUCUUCCUGAUCAUACGACGCAGACGACUCGGAAUUUGGAAGUCUAACACAAGAACCAGUUCUUUGGCAACUAAAAACAACGCUGAUAAAAGUAAAGCUAUGACGGAGGAAAACGACAAGGCUGCAAAUGAUACCCCCUUUUAAUGUUGUGCCAAGUGGAAUAUUUACAAACGGAACAAUCGCCGUCUAAUAUGACGGUUAAAGUGUUAGACUAGGUGACCGUUCGAAAGGAAUAUCGCAAUAAAUGUAUGUAUUGUCGCUUUAAUUGCCGUAUUUACUUUCAAAUAUGUGACAAAUGAAACGCUAGAUACCGAAUAAGGUGAGGUAUGUUUGUUAACAUCCAGUAGUAUUUUAUAUAAGGCCAUUGCUAAUACGAAAUAAGGCGAUACGUACAACACACAGGUAAAACUACAACUAAAAAUGAAAUCAGCGACUUUUGUUAUGGUUACCGAUUUGGAAAUCCAAGGUUUUAUGUCAUAUUAAAGGAAAUUUGUUAGGGGUGAAAAACCAAAUUUCUCCGAAAGAGCCCCGUUUUGAUAUAUUUUAAUCUAAAAUGAUUUUUGACAAUUAAUGAUGUCGACAAUGUAAAAAAUACAUUAUGUGUUGCCAGUCAUUUAUAAAUAUCAAAGUUACAAUAAUUAUACAAACAUAAUUUAUAAAGUAUUUAUAAAAUCGCUUCAACAAAGUCAUAACUUUCAAAACAAAAAGACAAGUUUCUGGUUUUCGAACCGGAUGUAUGUCGACGUCAUUUUAACGGUUUAAAAGUUUGAAAUUAAGAUAAGUUUCUUUCCAGGAGGGUUCACAUUGUUGCUUUUCUUCAUACAUGUAUUGAAUAAACGUAUGUUUCGUAAGUAGCUUCGCAAUCAUACUUAGUGCAAUACCCAUAUACUGUAAUACUUAAAGGCAUGAUUUUAUAAGAAAAUAAGACUUGUAUCCAUAUUUCAAUUUAAGUAUUACAAACAUCAUUUUAUUAAAGAUUAAACAUUGUUUAUGACAUAUCUUUUUAUUAUGUGUUCCGUAAUGAACAUGCCUGUUUGAAUUUAUGACGAAGGAAGAGAGAUAAUUCAUGAAUGAAGCGUUAAAAUGUCUCGAGCAGGUUACGUCCGUUAGCCUGGUUUCGUGCUUUAACUUAAUUGGUGGGUGACUUCUUUUUUCCAAUCACAUGGCUUUCUGAAGGAGGACAUUACAGAAAGAACCUCAUAUCGAUUAUGUUCUUGCCUAUCUUGUACGUUUUGUGAAAUAGUGUAUAUUGCACUAGUGUACAUACCAUAAAAAUGCCCUAAUAAAAUCAAGAUAUUAAACAUAAAACCUCCGUACUUCGGAUAAAUACUUUUGUAUAACAGACUGUAAUAGAUAUGUAAUUUGCAAAAUCCAUCGGACCAUAAACAUAAUCUUGCUUAUAUAAAAUUACCAAUAUUGUAUGCAUACCAUACAUCAAAGAAGUACCUCGAUGAUGUGCUUACUAUAACCAAGAAGCAGAUUUAUGCAAAGCCCAAACCGUAUGACAGGGGGAACUCCCGUAUUAAGUAUGUUAUGACUAAAAAUAUUAAAAUACAUUUGUUUUCUAUUUGACUUACAUGUAUAGGUCAUGCAUAGAUAUAGUUGCGUCGAAAAGCAAUAUACAACAUUGAGGUAAAGUUCAAAGCGUUAGUUACAUUGUGAAUGUUUUUUAUUGUCAUGUUUAAUAUAAGAUAUAAAUUAUGUAGUUCCUUGUUUAAUGUAUGCAUUGUAUCACUCUGUGUUUUAUGUACACUUACUUUUUUAAAGAUAACUUAUAGUUGUACAAACAUAUUCGAAAUAGAGCCUAUAAAACUAUUGUAGACAUACACAAACGAAAUAUUGACCUAGUGUAAGGAACCGU